AUGAAGAGAAGGAAUGGCGAUUGUGGAAAAUCUCGAAAGGCCUUGAAAAGAAACAAAUCCGCCACCGAAGGAAUCUACUGGAGUUCUGUUCAUUACCUGAAGCUGUUUGGAAUUUGGCUCGUUCUGAUACUACUUGAUUAUUUACUACACUUUCGGUUUGAGUACGUCUGGCCAUUUUGGCUUCUGUUUCACAAAAUUGUUGAAGGAAUCAAACAUCAAGGAUUUGUUUAUACAGUGUUUUUUGUUUGCAUUGCAUUGACAUCAGACAUGGUGUGCUUUUUCUUCAUACCCGUACAUUGGUUGCUGUUUGUUGCUAGUACUUAUUUUUGGGUACAAUAUAUUUACCAAGCAGAAAAAUGUGUUUCUUGGCCAGUGGUAACUUUAUUAGUCUUGUACAUUUAUGUGGAGGCUUAUAUCCGACUGAAUAACCCUGACCAUAUUCCCUAUAAAUUGGUUUUGUGUAAACCUUUAGCUGCUAACUGUAUUGGAUAUCCUGUGGUUACACUAUGUUUUGGUUUCAAAAGUUAUUUAAGUCAUAAAUUGAGACAGAAACAACAACAUAGGGUUUCUAAAGAAAAUGAGUUUUACCAGAACUUAUUAUUAGAUGCUUUGCCUUUUGAUAGAAUAACCGGCUCCAUUAUACCUAGUCAAGAAAAUGAUGAUGGAGAAAUAUGGUUGGAAUCAAUUUGUGAGGUACCUGCAGAAGACAAUGAUAUACAUAUUAAUAAAGUGAUAUCUAAUGGUAGUGUUCCACAUAAGAAACAUGAAAAGCAAGAUACUAUAUGUACUGAAAUACCUAAUAAAAAAUUAGUAACUAAUGAUAAAUUAAUAUGUAAUAGUAAUCAAGAAAAUCAUGUAAAUAAAGAAACAGAAAAAAAUAAAAGGGUGACUCCUAGAGUGUCAUCAACUAAAAAUAAUAAUCAUCUAAGGUGUAGUAAUCAAAACUCGAGCACAAAAGAAUCUACAAAAGCUAAAGGCACCUCACCACUAAGAAUAGAAAAGCCUUUAAUUGUUGAUCCUAAAGACAUAUAUUGUGAAACAUUGGAAAAUGAGUUAAAAAGGCUUAAAUGUGAACUUCACUCAUGUAAUCAAGCAGAAAAAGAACUGAGAAAUCAGUUAAAUUCUGCUUUGGUUGAAAAUUCAAAUACAUCACAUGAUUUGACAAGGCUAAAACAAGAACAUGAAGAUACCAAAUCUAAGGUUAUCAAUUUGGUAGUAACCCAUCAAAAUGAUAGGCAGAUGGUGUCUCAACUUGAAAAACGUUUGUCAGAUGAAAAACGACAAAGGAUUUCAUGUGAGUCUCAAUUAGUCACAGAAAGACGACAAUUAAAAAAAGUUGAAGAACUUGCUGCUUCUAGAUUAUCAGCUUUAUCUACCAAACCAGAAUGUACAGAAAGCUGUAAGGUUAGGCGCAGAGAGCUUGAAAGUGAAGCCAAAGCAUUACGCAAAGAACUUAGGAUAAAAGAAGAGCAGUAUGUGGCGGCCCAAAAAGAAGUCAAUGAUCUUCAACCAUACAAACAAAGUCAAGAUAAAAUUGAUUUUGUUAUGUCUGCAUUGUCAACAUUGAAAGACAAAAACGCUCACUUAGAACACAGUCUGAGCGCGGAAACGCGCAUUAAACUCGAUCUGUUUUCAGCAUUAGGCGAAGCCAAGAGACAGCUAGAAAUUAAAAUUAAUAAAAUUUCAUCUCUAGAAAAAGAGAUUGAAGAACUCAAGUCUAAAAUGGCUCAGACAAUGAUUAUGACGCCACCAAAUAACUCUUACCAUAUGGUAAACUCUGUUGGCGGAUCGCCAACAAUGAGGUUUGGUGGUAGUAAUUCACCUCAGUCUAGCCUUGAUCCAAAUGCCACUAUAUAUACACCCAAGAAAAGUUCACAUUUAGUCACUGAAGCUUAA
Macrosiphum euphorbiae (potato aphid) is the source of this 1896-nucleotide messenger RNA. Lineage: Eukaryota; Metazoa; Arthropoda; Insecta; Hemiptera; Aphididae. The record is from the annotation of a GenBank genome assembly.